AUGGAUUCUUAUGAAGCAACAAAGAUAGUGUUCUCCAGGAUCCAAGCUUUGGAUCCAGAGAAUGCUUCCAAGAUAACGGGCUUCGUGCUCAUCCAAGAGCACGGCGAGAAGGAGAUGAUAAGGUUGGCGUUUGGCCCGGAGAGCCUUCUUCACGGUCUCAUCUACAAAGCCAAAGCUCACUUGGGACUUCCGUCAAACAGUUCAUCGACGCCCUCCACGCCCUCUUCUCCUUCCCCCUUCAACCCCCUCUCCAUCCCCAGACCCACCCCCUUGUCUCAGCACUCUCCCAGCAUCAACACCACCCCCACCAACUCCUACAACCUCCCUUCGCCGCUGGCCGUCCCGGCGAACCCCCCGUCGCCGUCUUCCGCUCAGUGGCAUCUCUCUGGGUUUUGCCCCAAUUCUGCUUCCUCGUCGCCGUCUUACGCCGCUGUGGUUAACGGAGCCAGCAACAUGUGUGGUAAUGGUAGUGGUAGUAACAACAGUAACACUGUUAAUAGUAGCAGUAGUACUAGUUCUUCAACUUCUUCGUUUGCGUAUUGCAACAACGGUGGUGCCCAAGGUGAUCUCUUCGACGAGUACAAUCUUCAAGACCAUCUAUCGUUCCUCAACGACUCAUCUUCGUCUGCGAAGAAGGUGGAUUUGCUCGACGCCCAAUGCGGCGGAAACAGUAACGUUUUGGGUGAUCGCAUGGUGCUUCCUUAUGGGAUUUCUACUACCAGCUGGGGAGAUUCCAUCAAUGGCGAGAACCAAAAUCAUCACCUUCACAGGCGAAGCCUUUCGCUGAGCGAUGCGUGCUUUGGGUCUGAGGACUCUGGUCCUGGGUUUGGGUGGAAGCCGUGCCUCUACUUUGCUCGGGGAUUUUGCAAGAACGGGAAUAGUUGUAAGUUCCUUCACGGCGGGUUUGGCGACUCUGUUGAUUCUCCGACGGCCGUGGUCGGGUCGCCGAACAAGCUGGACGGGUUCGAGCAAUGUCAAGAGAUGCUGAGAUCUAAGGCGGUGGCACAGCAGCAGAGACUGGCUGCUGCGUCUCAGCUCAUGGCUGGUGUUUCAUUUCCUUAUAACAAAUGCAUGAAUUUUCUUAUGAAUGACACCCAGAGAUCAGCAGCAGCUGCGUUGAUGAUGGUGUCGCGACAUCCCGGGAGCGCGAGGACUUACAGCGGGGGGUACCACCGGAGAGUUGAGGCUGGGAGCGGCGACGACAGCAAGGAAAGGUGA
This is a messenger RNA of Malania oleifera, 1218 nucleotides long. RefSeq names its product zinc finger CCCH domain-containing protein 23-like. Bases 1 to 1218 code for a protein of 405 amino acids. Lineage: Eukaryota; Viridiplantae; Streptophyta; Magnoliopsida; Santalales; Ximeniaceae. Gene Ontology annotation, molecular function: metal ion binding. The transcript has 2 exons. The record is from RefSeq and is a predicted model, not a curated record.